This is a messenger RNA of Morus notabilis, 1065 nucleotides long. RefSeq lists its product as uncharacterized. The transcript has a single exon. The annotation marks the transcript as partial. Gene Ontology annotation, molecular function: glycosyltransferase activity. Lineage: Eukaryota; Viridiplantae; Streptophyta; Magnoliopsida; Rosales; Moraceae. The record is from RefSeq and is a predicted model, not a curated record.
AUGACCAAAACACCUAAACACCACCACCGCAACUUCUCUCCCUUCUCCAUGUACUCUCCAAAAGCCUCCAUCCUCUUAUCCGCCUGCGCUGUCCUCUUCAUCCUCCUCCACAUCCAAUCCCGUGAAAUCCCGCCACCCUCACCCUCGCAGCCAUCUUGGUCUUUCACAAACCAAUGGCAAAAAAUUAUCAACACCGCGACCGCCACCGCUUGCUCGGUGGAGGAGCUUGAUGUCAUGGUGGACAAGCUCCGCCGAGCAGUGACGUUCCUCCCGCUCAAGGACCUCCGCUACGUGGACAAGGCUCUUGUAGGGCACACGUGGUUCAUGAGCUCCAUGUACGACGAUCACGAGCAAGGCGAGGUCCAAUACCAGCAGUUCCCGUCCGAAUCCUCCCACGGAAGGCUUCUCUGCCUCAAAGGCCGCGACGUCCACGAUGGUUCGUGGAACGCCUACAGCCUGGCAUGGCCAGAGGCCUUGCCCUACAACGCAACCCUAAUGAAGGGCCUCACAUUCGUCUCCUACAACCACUACAACUACGACAACAUCUGGCACGGCCUGUCCGCCUUCGUCCCUUUCGUCGCGUGGCACCGGAAGAACAAUUGCUCUGAUCUUCCCGACAGGUGGGUAUUGUACCACUGGGGUGAGCUGAGGCUGAAGAUGGGGUUUUGGCUGAAAGCAUUGAUGGAGGCCACCUUUGAUGGCCCCCCAGUGAUCGAAGGGUUCGAAGGGGUGAUAGGGGACGGCGAUCAGAAUCCGGUGUGCUUCGAGGAGGCGGUGGUGAUGCGGCACAAUGAGGGCGGUAUGUCGAGGGAGAGGAGGAUGGAGGUUUAUGAUCUUAUGAGGUGCAAAGCUAGGGUUUACUGUAAGGUGAGUAUGGAGGAGAGGACGGUGAAAGUGAAGGGAAAGGCUUUGCCUGAGAUAGGGAUGACGUUGUUUAUGAGGACCGGGCCGAGGUCGUUUCGCAACGAGUCCGCGGUGGUCGGAAUAUUUAAGAGGGAGUGUGCUAAGGUGGAGGGUUGCCGGUUGAGGGUGGCACAUUCCAAUAACCUAAGCUUCUGUGAACAG